This is a messenger RNA of Nasonia vitripennis (jewel wasp), 1412 nucleotides long. It is a transcript of the gene PCNA, whose product is annotated as proliferating cell nuclear antigen. Gene Ontology annotation, molecular function: DNA binding; DNA polymerase processivity factor activity. Bases 175 to 960 code for a protein of 261 amino acids. Gene Ontology annotation, biological process: leading strand elongation; regulation of DNA replication; mismatch repair. The transcript has 4 exons. NCBI's taxonomy places the organism in Eukaryota, Metazoa, Arthropoda, Insecta, Hymenoptera, Pteromalidae. The record is from RefSeq and is a predicted model, not a curated record. Gene Ontology annotation, cellular component: PCNA complex.
AACAGGUUCGUUCUUGCGCGCGAAACACGAGCGCGAGCGCGGGCUUUUCUCCCUCCAAACGACGCAUUCGGCUGAAAUCCCGGCGCAUCGCACACUACUUGUUGCACGUUCUCUCGCAACUACUUGUCUCGGCGACGCUCUCUUUCGCACCGGCUCAACACAACAAAACAAACCAUGUUCGAGGCACGACUAGCUCAGAGCGCGAUCCUGAAGAAGGUCUUGGAGGCCGUAAAAGACCUCCUGACCGAGGCGACCUUCGAAUGCUCUGAUUCGGGCAUCCAGGUUCAGGCCAUGGACAAUGCCCACGUUUCCCUCGUGUCGCUGAACCUCCGGAGCGACGGCUUCGACAAGUACAGAUGCGACAGGAACCUCUCCAUGGGCAUGAACAUCGGAACGAUGACAAAGAUCCUAAGAUGUGCCAGCUCCGAAGACACAGUCACCCUGAGGGCGGUGGAUAGCCCUGACAACAUUAUCUUCAUAUUUGAGUCGCAGAACAAAGAAAAACUGGCUGAGUAUGAGAUGAAACUCAUCAACAUGGACCUGGAGCACCUUGGUAUCCCAGAAACCAUGUACUCUUGCGUCGUAAAAAUGCCCUCCCAGGAAUUUGCCAGAAUAUGCAGGGAUCUGAGCCAGUUUGGUGAAGCUAUCACGAUUGCAUGCUCGAAAGAGGGAAUCAAAUUCUCAGCAGCUGGAGAUUAUGGCAAUGCUAAUGUCAAAUUGGCUCAGACUGCAGACUCAGACAAAGAAGAAGAAGCUGUCCUUAUAGAUAUGCAGGAACCAGUCAAGCUUACUUUUGCUUGUCGCUACCUCAACUCCUUUGUAAAAGCCACACCACUUUGUGCCCAAGUCAAACUGUCCAUGUCCAGUGACGUGCCUUUAGUAUGUGAAUAUCAAAUUGGAGAAAUUGGUCACAUUAGAUAUUACCUUGCGCCAAAGAUCGAUGAUGAAGAAGAGAAUUAAAAGUAAACUUAAACCAUAACUUUAACGUUAACUUUCCUCCCAUCACCAAAAUGGCCGUUUUCUUUUGUAUUUAUUUAUUCGAAAACCAAGCCUUGUGCUCUCAUGUUAAAUAGCAACCUGUUGUAUGUAAUUAACUUCAUAAGUCACAAUUUUAAAAUUAAAUAGGGUUUAGUCAUAGAAAUAAAAAUCACACUUUUACAAGUAGUUCGAAGAUAAUAUAUUGAAAUUUUACAUUUAAAAGUCAUUUGGCUUGUCACAGUAUUAGCGCAAUACAGAAUUGACACUAACUUCGUAGUAGGAUGACAUAAUUACGAUUAAUAAGUUAAAACGAUGUACAUUCUCACUGCAUGAUUGACUGUGACCAUGAUUUUGUUUUAUACUUAAAUAUUUUUGAUAGUAUCGCAUUUGUAAUGUAUAAGAACUCAAUAUAUAUUUUCAAAAUUUUUGAUAAA